ACCACUGUUGACACGGAAAUUGGUAACAAUCAAGAUGGCUGCUACCAAGUCGAGUAUAUCCAAUGAUAAUCCGACAAAGAAAGAGGACGAAUUCAAUGAAUUUUACACGGAAGUGAAGGAAAUCGAGAAAAGGGACUCCGUGUUGACGCCUAAGCAACAAAUUGACAGACUUCUUCGGCCUGGAUCCUCGUACUUUAAUUUAAACCCUUUUGAAGUGUUACAAAUUGACCCGUCCACCUCCAUAGAUGAAAUUAAAAAAAAAUACCGACGUAUGUCAAUUCUUGUUCACCCUGACAAAAAUCAAGAUGAUGCAGAACGUGCACAACAAGCAUUCGAAAUUGUUAACAAGGCAUGGAAGACAUUGGAAAACGAAGAAACUAGAGCGAAAUGCAUGGAUGUUAUUGAAGAAGCAAAAGCUCGUACGGAUCACAUGAUUUCAGAAAAAAAAAAGAAACUGAAAAAAGAAGGAAAAGCAGAUGGUGUAUCAAUGCUUGAAGAAGAAACAGAAGAAGGUUAUAGACAUGCCGUUUGGGUUAUGACGAUGAAACUUUUUGCUGACAUGGAGCGAAGAAGGAGAGAGUUAGCCACCAGAGACGCGGAACAACGUAAACGGAAACGGGAAGAAGAAUUAUCUGCAGAAGCACAGGCUGCGUUAGAGCGUGAGUGGCAAAAAAAUUUUGAAGAAUCACGGCAAUCAAGAGUUGAUAGUUGGAAAGCCUUUCAGUCCGGUUCUAACGCUACAAAACAAAAGAAAGCAAAGAAACUAAAAGCAUUUAGGCCACCAAAAACGAAAGCUGAAUCACGAUAAUUAUACAGAUUUUGUUUCUGGCACUUGGCAUAAAUUAUUUCAUCCGGUGUUUCAUAUUUCUUGCAAAAUUUUCACCAUGUGACAUGAAAUAACGAAAUUCAUCGAAUAUGUAGAAUUGGAAUUGUUCUUUGAAUUUAUUUGUUAAUUAAAAAUUGUGAUUUAAAGGUAGUUGAGAAUGUGUUGAAUCAGGUGUCAAACUGGAGAGAGUGUUAUAAAUAAGAGUGACGUGUGAAUUGAA
Megalopta genalis is the source of this 1046-nucleotide messenger RNA. RefSeq names its product dnaJ homolog subfamily C member 8. NCBI's taxonomy places the organism in Eukaryota, Metazoa, Arthropoda, Insecta, Hymenoptera, Halictidae. The record is from RefSeq and is a predicted model, not a curated record. Gene Ontology annotation, cellular component: nucleus.